Molecule: messenger RNA, 1818 nt
Organism: Papaver somniferum (opium poppy)
Lineage: Eukaryota; Viridiplantae; Streptophyta; Magnoliopsida; Ranunculales; Papaveraceae
Product: cytochrome P450 CYP82D47-like
Exons: 2
Coding region: 1-1737 (578 amino acids)
Biological process (GO): defense response to other organism
Molecular function (GO): heme binding; oxidoreductase activity, acting on paired donors, with incorporation or reduction of molecular oxygen; monooxygenase activity
Source: RefSeq, a predicted model, not a curated record
AUGGAACUUCCAAUCUUCAACUACCAGUACUUCUGGUCAUUACCAAUUAUUCCAGGUUUAUUAGCUUUCGUAUCCUUCUUGUACUAUCUACAUGUCUUGAUUAUAAGUCCCAGGAAUAUCAGAACAAACAACAAUAUCGACUUCCAUAAAGCCAUACUAUCAGGGGAGUCGGUGCCUGAAGUUGCUGGUGCAUGGCCCAUACUAGGGCAUCUUCCUCAGCUAGUAAAAGGAUCUAAACCUCUGUUCAAAAUCCUUGGGGAAAUGUCUGACAAAUAUGGACCUAUCUUCAUGGUCCGUAUUGGUAUGAACCCAACUCUUGUUGUGAGUAGUUGGGAAAUGUCUAAAGAAUGCUUCAUUACCAACGACAAAUUCCUUGCUACGCGUCCCGCUAGUGCUGCAGGCAAGUACCUCUAUACGGCGUUUUUUGGAUUCUCCUCUUACGGUCCUUACUGGCAAGAGAUCCGUAAGAUUUCUACUUUUAAAUUACUCUCACCUAGGCGCAUCGAGUUGCUCAAGAAUAUCCCUUACUUAGAGAUCGGAAACUGUAUCAAACGAUUACAUCAAUGCUGCAUGAAAGACAAUAUAAAAAAAAAUGAUAUAGGGGCUGCAGGUUCGGCUAGAGUUGACAUGACCCAGGUUUUUGAAGAGCUAACAUUAAACGUGGUGUUGCAGUCAGUUGUAGGAAAGCCACUUUACACCAAGAAUGAUGAUGACCAUGAAUGCACCAAGAAUGGUCAUCAUGACAAAGAGGAAGAAGAAGGGCAAAAGCUCCGCAAGACUAUCAUAGGAUUCACCUCACUAGCAGGAGUUUCGGUUGCAUCGGAUGUUCUUCCAUUCCUUGGGUGGCUGGAUUUGGAUGGACAAAAGAAAAAGAUGAAGAGAGUAUCCAAUGAGAUGAGUUUGGUUGCUGAAAAAUGGCUGGAAGAGCAUCGACUGAAAAAGAGACUUCAAACCACAAGUCCAGAAGCAGAAGGAGGCAGUAUUCAUGAUGAUGUGGAGGACUUCAUGGGCGAGCUAAUGUCAGUUCUUGAUGAAGAAAAGGGUGAUCUCUUCUUUGGUUACAGCCGAGACACUGUGAUCAAAGCCACCUGUUUGCAACUUAUAGCAGCUGCCUCAGACUCCACAUCACUGACGAUGACAUGGGCGCUGUCACUACUACUCACUAAUCUUAGUGUCUUAAGAAAGGCGCAGGAUGAACUUGACACCAAAGUUGGAAAGGACAGAAAUGUAGAGGGACAUGAUAUCACUGACCUCAUCUACCUCCAAGCAAUCGUCAAAGAAACACUCCGGUUGUGCCCUCCUGCCCCACUCGCCGUACCCCAUGAGGCUAUCGAAGAUUGCCAUAUAAAGGGAUAUAAAGUGAAAGCAGGCACACGCUUGGUGGUUAACCUGUGGAAACUGCAUCGUGAUCCUCGAGUGUGGUCAAAUCCAUUAGAAUUUAAGCCAGAGAGGUUUCUUCCUCAGCUGGAUGGUGGUGUUGAUGGUGAAGCAAAGGACUUGAACUUCUGGGGUCAAGAUCCUGAGUACAUACCGUUCGGAUCAGGACGAAGGAUGUGCCCGGGGAUCAACUUCUCCCUACAAACAAUGCACAUGCUGCUAGCUCGUCUACUUCAUUCCUUUGAUUUCGACACAACUGGACUAGUAAUAGACAUGACAGAAGGUUCAGGUUUAACCUUGCCUAGAUUAACCCCACUCGAGGUUUAUCUUCAACCCCGUCUCCCAGUCACACUUUAUUAGAAGUGGUGAAAUGUAAAGAGGGGUGUGGCCAGAUCGUGAGAUCGAAUUUAGCAGUUCCAAGAAAAAUAAAAGAAACCAUCU